CCCUUUCCGUGUCAACUACUCAAACUAGCGAGCAAGAUACACGUCAUUCCUUACCCGUUUCGCCUUUGUUUUAUUGGUUCUCCGCAAACGCAGUUAGGUCGGCCAAUUCCCCCCUUCUAUAAAUCGAUUCCAAUCCUCUCGUUUCUCCAUUCACCGAUUCACAAUUCAAUUCAAAACUCUCUCCACAAUCAAAUCUUCGAUUCAGAGCUUUCUUACCAGCUUCUCAAGAUGCAGAUCUUUGUCAAGACCUUGACGGGAAAGACCAUCACUCUCGAAGUCGAGAGCAGCGAUACCAUCGACAACGUGAAGGCGAAGAUCCAGGACAAGGAGGGAAUCCCUCCGGAUCAACAGAGGUUGAUCUUCGCCGGCAAGCAGCUCGAGGACGGCAGGACUUUGGCCGAUUACAACAUCCAGAAGGAGUCGACCCUUCAUCUGGUUCUCCGUCUUCGUGGAGGCAUGCAGAUCUUCGUCAAGACUUUGACCGGAAAGACAAUUACUUUGGAGGUCGAGAGCUCCGACACCAUUGACAACGUCAAGGCGAAGAUCCAGGACAAGGAGGGUAUUCCUCCGGAUCAGCAGAGGCUUAUCUUCGCCGGCAAGCAGCUCGAGGACGGCAGGACUCUGGCCGAUUACAAUAUCCAGAAGGAGUCCACCCUUCACCUGGUUCUCCGUCUGAGAGGCGGUAUGCAGAUCUUUGUGAAGACACUGACUGGCAAGACCAUCACUCUUGAGGUCGAGAGCUCCGACACCAUUGACAACGUUAAGGCCAAGAUCCAGGAUAAGGAAGGGAUCCCUCCAGAUCAGCAGAGGCUCAUCUUUGCCGGGAAACAACUUGAGGAUGGGAGGACUUUGGCUGACUACAACAUCCAGAAGGAAUCCACCCUGCACUUGGUCCUGCGUCUAAGGGGAGGGAUGCAGAUUUUUGUCAAGACCUUGACUGGAAAGACCAUCACCCUGGAGGUGGAGAGCAGCGACACCAUUGACAAUGUGAAGGCCAAGAUUCAGGAUAAGGAGGGUAUCCCACCAGAUCAGCAGAGGCUCAUCUUUGCAGGAAAGCAGCUUGAGGAUGGAAGAACCCUGGCGGAUUACAAUAUCCAGAAAGAGUCUACUCUUCACUUGGUCCUGCGUCUCCGUGGUGGCUUCUAAA
Molecule: messenger RNA, 1147 nt
Organism: Linum tenue
Lineage: Eukaryota; Viridiplantae; Streptophyta; Magnoliopsida; Malpighiales; Linaceae
Source: the annotation of a GenBank genome assembly